This is a messenger RNA of Cladocopium goreaui, 1641 nucleotides long. The record is from the annotation of a GenBank genome assembly. Lineage: Eukaryota; Dinophyceae; Suessiales; Symbiodiniaceae.
AUGCCCUUGCACAUCCACCUGAACGCUGUCUUUGGGGAUCUCGCACCACUGGAAGAUCUGUGGUUUCGGAAAGCGCGGCUGAGCAGCUUCGUCGUCAUUGACGAGGAUGGGAUUCCCAGACAAAAUGGUGGAGUGCCAGUAUGCUGCAACCCCUCAGGUCGAUAUGGCGGCGUUUGCACAUCAGACUGCAGUUUGGACCCUCGUUUCCAGAAAAGCAGCGCCCAAACAGAAGCGGAGCGUGCGUUUGCUGCACAGCAACAAGCGGAACAUGCCAAGAGAUUCAGAGGCGCCUCAGGUGGCUCUGGCGGCUCUGGCAGCUCUGGCGGCGGUGCUUCCGCAGGGCGUGGCGGCGGCACGGGCGGCGCCGGCGCGGGCGGCGCGGGCGGCGCGGGGGCGAAGGGCGCGAAGGGCGCGAAGGGCAGAUCGGAGCCUACGAAGGAGGAGCUGCCAGGCCUGAUUGGCAGAUUCCGGGGAGCCAACGGCGAGUACAACCCCUACGGCCAGUUUUUUCCAGCACCACCUGAGCCACCAAGGAAGCCAGGCUUUUGGCCCUGGUUUCAAGAGAAGGAGUUGCAGACGAUGUCAUCUCCCGAUCCACAGUAUUUUGUGACCAAUUGGAUGCGCCGAGCAAGCCACAUGAACUACAAAGGCUGGGCUGAAGGUCCUGUCGAUGUGAAGCCUGCAGUGACGGUCAACACAUCAGACCGGGGAGACCCGCCGCCCUUGCCAUCCCUUGACCUCAUUGAGAAGGGCAUCCAUCCUCUACGCAUCGCCACUGGCUUCGAGAAAGCGUGCGAGGUCGCUGUGAAGAAAGUGGAGGAGAUUGCAAAAGUCAUCGACAUCCAAGCAGAUGACCGCGCAGCUCUGCGUAAAGCCGCGAGCACAGCUUUAGGGUCCAAGGUGGUGAGCAGCCGCAAAGAUCAGCUGGCCAAGAUCAGUGUGGAUGCGGUCCUUGCAGUGACCCCCGACAUCCGGGGGUGGGGAGGUGAGCUGGGCGGAUGGAAACUGAGAGAUCUUCGCAUCAUUUUGGGUCCUCCAGUGAUACGAUACUUCUUUUGGAUGGUGCUGACGUUGAAUUAUGUUGAAUCCAUUCCACAUUGCUCGCAGCAUCACUUGCCGCAGCUGUUUGAAGCUGAGAAUGAGCCAACCCCCGAGCCGGCAGAGCUUUUGCAGAGUUUCGCCGCCACAGAUUUUAUCCAAGUCUUAGGCGUCCUGUGUCCUCCCAAAGCUAUGGAGGAACUGAGUGCGGGAAAAAGAGCGCGACAGCCGAAGCCCUCUUCCCCCACCCCCUCGCUCGCAUCCCAGUGCAGGGAGGUCCCAAACUGCUUGCGUUAUCUUGCGGCGGAGCUAUUCACGACGCAGCGGCUACUUGCAGCGCAGCCCUCCCCGGCGGCGCAGCGACUCGCGGCGCAACUACCCACCGCGCAGCCCCCCACCGCGCAGCCCGCCGCCGCGCAGCCCGCCGCUGAGCCCCCCGAGCCGCGCAGCCGCCCGCCUCGACGGGCGAGGCGAGUCCGUCGGCGGAGCUUCUCACGGCGGGGUGGCUAUCCCAAGGUUGGCUGGUGGGUUGAGGAGCGUCGAAGUCCAUACGGAAGAGAAAGCCGCAACCGCCAGAGUUCUCAGAUGAUGCUGGAGCUAUAA